AUGCAGGCUCACCAUGUCCGCAUCCCCUUCUUCGCCCUCGGUGGUGCCCGCCAAGAGGAAGCAUCGGCCCGGACUGCAACGGGUUCAAAUCGCAUGCGAAAGAUGCCGCCUCAGGAAGAACAAGUCAAGCUCCGGCAAAUCCAGUCCAGGACACAGAAGAUAUUCUACCCUAUCAAGGUUGCCGAUGCCAUAGACCCCAAUAACCUCAAGCAGGAACGUCAAUCUCUGCGAUUUAUGCUCGAUGACUGGAUCACAGGAGCCCCGCGCAACUCCAAAUCAACACCAGCGACGUUCCAGUCACCGGACUGGUUCCAAAUUGCCUAUUCGCAUGGCCUCCUCCUACUCUAUAGGCCAUCACCAGCCUGCCCGGCAAUCAAUCUGGAGUCGUUGCAAAUCUGUGCAGACUCGGCGAUUAGCCUGAUCAGUUCCUACUCCUCACUUUAUGCCAAGAACAAAAUCACCUACACCUGGAUUUCCCUGCAGUCCCUCUUCAUGGCAAGCGUCACCAUGCUAUAUACCCUCUGGGUCAGCCCUCAGACCCGCAAAAGCACGAGAAAGGUGGUGGUCCAAUCAAACGUCAGGUCGUGUCUGGCCCUCUUCGAUGCAAUGGAGCACCAUUUGCCACUGGCCAAGAGGUUCUACGGCAUCAUCGACCGCCUCGGACAGGCUGCCGUGGGCCUGUUUGAUCCCAACAAUAACGAGACACCAUCUCCCCUCUCUGCCGAUCCGGACAGCGCGGCUGACUUCCGACAGGUCGACGCCGAGUACAUUGGGUGGUUUGCAAACCGCAACGCAACGCUGAAAGAAGCAGCUAGCGCCAUACUGGCGCGUGGUCCCAUCAGAGGCUCCUAUCAAGGACUUUUCCCAUGGGCCGUCAUCGAACCCACCACCAAGGGGGCUAUAUUGAUCUUCACAUCUUCCGAGGUCGCGUAUUUCGCGUCAAAUAACCUUGCGCUCUCCCCUGCGGUAUCCGCCACGUUUGGAGGCGUGGCUGGUGGAGCUGCCCAGUCGUAUCUGACCAUGGGCAUGACGACGUGCAUGAAGACGGUAGAGGCCACAAGGAACAAGGAGAUGGCCAAGGGGACCCGGGUGCCUGGCACGAUGGAGACGUUCUUUAACAUCCUGCGAACCCAAGGUAUUCGGGGGGUCAACAAAGGUGUCAACGCGGUGGCCCUCCGGCAGAUCACAGGAUGGAGCAGCCGCAUGGGCAUAUCGAAGGGGGCAGAAGGGCCAAUCCGGGGGCUCACAGGGAAAGAGAAAGACUGA
Messenger RNA from Diaporthe citri, 1266 nucleotides. RefSeq lists its product as uncharacterized. Bases 1 to 1266 code for a protein of 421 amino acids. Gene Ontology annotation, cellular component: mitochondrion. The record is from RefSeq and is a predicted model, not a curated record. Gene Ontology annotation, biological process: mitochondrial citrate transmembrane transport; alpha-ketoglutarate transport. Gene Ontology annotation, molecular function: tricarboxylate secondary active transmembrane transporter activity. Lineage: Eukaryota; Fungi; Ascomycota; Sordariomycetes; Diaporthales; Diaporthaceae. The transcript has 4 exons.